AUGUCCCCUCCCGACCCCGAAGUCAAGGGUGUAUCCACCGGCAAGAAUGUCGUCAUGGCCUCUCGUGGGCGUGCCCCUUGGUACACUCCCGACGGCAAGGUAGUCCCUGCCUAUGUGAUCGGCAUCGCUGGAGGAAGCUCGUCGGGGAAGACCUCCGUCGCCAAGGCUAUCAUGUCAGCUCUGAACCACAUCCCCACAGUCCUCAUCCUUAGCCAGGACGCCUUCUACAAGCAGCACACCGAGGAAGAGAUUCAGCAGGCUUACAAUAAUGACUUUGACUUUGGUGAGCUUCCUGAUUCUGCUUCUGUAACUGACCACAGACCACCCAAACUCUAUCGACAUGGAGCUGUUCGCCGAGCGUAUGCCGGAGAAGCAGUAUCUGUACGGAGCAAGCGUGAUCAUCGUGUGAGUAGCUGGGCGUUCCUCUUUCAGAAGCUGACGAGCAGAGAGGGCAUUAUGGCUCUGCAGGACCCGAAGAUGCGCGACUUGUAUGACCUUAAGAACUGUGACUCGGACCUUAUGCUCGCCCGUCGCAUCCGGCGCGACACGGCCGAGCGCGGUCGCGAUGUUGUCGGCAUUCUCGACCAGUACCUGCGCUUCGUGAAGAACAGCUACGACAACUUUGUCCAGCCUUCCUCGCGUUAUGCCGAUAUUGUAAGCUCAAAGAUUGCCAUCGAGCUACUUGUGUCCCACAUUCACCGCCAGCUCGAUGCGCGCACGCUCAGCUUCCGCCGCGACCUGGCCAAACAUGCGCACCACAUCGUUGAGGACUUCGCUGCCGAGAAGCACAUCAAGCUGCUGCCACAAACGAGCCAGCUUAUCGGUAUCAUGACUAUCCUCCGUGACGAGCGCACCCCUCGCUCCGAGUUCAUCUUCUACACCGAACGUCUCGCCACGCUGAUUGUCGAGCAUGCGCUCAACUUCCUCCCGCACCAGCACAAGGAGAUCCGCACACCGACCGGCGUCCAGCACGUCGGCAUGGGCAACUGCGAGGAGUCCAUCAUCGGUAUCACGAUCCUGCGCUCUGGCGGACCAUUCUCACACGGUCUCCGCCGCGUCAUCCGUGAUGUGCCGCUGGGCAGCAUGCUGAUCCAGUCGGACCCGAAGACGGGCGAGCCGCUGCUGCUCUCGACCUCCCUUCCCGAUUCGCUUCACAGCCAGGCGGAGGCGAAGACGAAGCAGGUUUUCCUCCUCGACUCGCAGAUGGGCACGGGUGCCGCGGCGCUCAUGGCCGUCCGCGUGCUCCUCGACCACGGCGUUCCCGAAUCCAACAUCACGAUCCUCGCCUUCCUCGUCUCCCGCCACGCCGUAGCGACGCUGCAUCGCACAUUCCCCGGCGUGCGAGUCGUGACCGCGGCACUCGACACGGGUCUCAGCGAGCUCAAGAUCUCGUUCCAGUCCCUGUCCACUUCGAGCGGGGAGGGCCUGUCUGAGGGUGACUUCGCGGCUCGACUCGUCAAGAGCGAGCAUAUUGAGGAUAUCUCGCCUGAGGACGGAAUGGGUACGAGACGGAGUGGGGAGAGACAUAGGGGUGGUAUGGCGGAGAAGGAGGUCGAGAAGGUCGCUUGGGUCGUUACCCCCGGCAUGGGACAUAUUGGAGACAGGUACUACCUUGCUUAG
Messenger RNA from Trichosporon asahii var. asahii CBS 2479, 1620 nucleotides. RefSeq lists its product as uncharacterized. The record is from RefSeq and is a predicted model, not a curated record. The transcript has 9 exons. The coding region runs from base 1 to 1620 and encodes 539 amino acids. Gene Ontology annotation, cellular component: cytoplasm. Gene Ontology annotation, molecular function: kinase activity; ATP binding. NCBI's taxonomy places the organism in Eukaryota, Fungi, Basidiomycota, Tremellomycetes, Trichosporonales, Trichosporonaceae.